UGUCGUUUCAGAGGCAGAAAUGUUGCCACAGACUGAACACUGCUGUGCAGAUCACAAAUUACUUUUGCUGUCAAAGGCUCUGGCUCAAUCAAGUGCCGUUUUGAAUAACUUUUAUGGGAUUACAUAAACAGCAUGUGAUGUUACUGAAUAAAAUCUCGUCCGUGGAACACAAACAAUAACGUCGUGGAAUAGCCUCAUUUCAGAUUUUUUUCGGUUCCUUUGGUCGUUGUAAGAAACGUUUUUUUUUUCUUUUUUCCCAAACGUCCUCGUGAACAAUAAGCUCUAACCGUUCCUGCAGUCAGUCUCCGUCGGUGCGUUUGCCUGAUGCGCAGCGCCUCCCCAACUGGUCGCUCACUUUGACAAAUUCCUGGACGUGAGCGGGUCUGCUGAACGGCUUCUUGCUCGUAAAUAUGAUCCCUUGAAUAAUUUAGAAGUUGAACAGCUCUGCCUUAGCAUAUAUUUCUCCCCCACUUGCCGACUGUUAGACGAGAAGGACACAAUGGGACUUUGGUCGUUUUGGAGUUUAUCUCUCGUGGCUUUCGUGUUGCUCUACCCUUUUCACCCGAAGUUUGUGUCUCAAGCGGAAAUAAGUUUGCCUAGAAAAUCAGACAGAUUUAAUCGCCUGGAGGUAACGCCACUGGAGGCACGUGUGACCAGAAAAUCAGCGGAGAUCAAAGUCUCACUUGAAGUCGACAAUAGCACCAAAGUUUUACGCGCUUUAGAAACGGAAGCGGACGGGGAGAUUGGCCAGCAAGUGGGGAAUGAAACGAGUGGAGAGGAGCCACCGGUCGCCAUCAAGCCGAAUUCACACAGCGGUUUGAAAAUCGCUGGUAAAAAGUACGGAAACAUUUUAGAAGAUAACCAAGCCCGAUCUACAGAGAAACCGAUGUUAGAUAGUGCGUUUUCUGUCAGCAGAAAGAAGGCAAAGAGGAGUGUGGAUGUCACAUCUACCGAAAACGUGGAUAGGAGUAUAAGCGGAGAAGCGCAUUUUAUAGAGAGGUUUGUGGAGACUGUCCAAGGUGUUUCCAACUCGAGAGCCGAGUACCGGCGCAGCGGGGAGGAAGCCAGAGGCUCGAACCCGAGGCAAAAUGAGCCCCACCUGGACACUUCGACUUUUGCUUUGUCGGGAGACUCGGCACACAACCAGGCAAUGGUGCACUGGUCCGGUCACAACAGCAGUGUGAUCCUGAUCUUGACUAAGCUGUACGACUUCAACCUGGGCGCCGUCACCGAGAGCUCACUCUGGAGAUCCACUGAUUACGGCAGCACCUACUACAAACUCAAUGACAAAGUGGGCUCAAGGACGGUUUUAAGUUACCUGUAUGUCUGCCCCACCAACAAACAGAAGAUAAUGAUGCUUAGCGACCCAGAGGUAGAGAGCGCUGUUCUCAUCAGUUCGGAUGAAGGGGCAAGCUUUGAGAAGCAUCCCAUUAACUUCAACAUCCUGAGUCUGCUCUUCCACCCCGCGCAGGAGAACUGGAUACUGGCUUACAGUCACGACAGCAAGCUGUACAGUUCAAUGGACUUCGGAAGGAAGUGGCAGCUCGUUCUCGACAACGUGAUGCCUGGCAGAUUCUACUGGGCGGUAAUGGGGCUGGACAGAGAAUCAGAUGUGGUCCACAUCGAGACGCGCAUUGCGAAAGGCCGUGCUAAGUAUGUAAAGUGUAGAGCCCAACGAUGCUCAGAAGCCAACAGACAGUACCUCUUCCCUGGAUAUGUAGACACCAACUCACUAGUUGUGCAAGAUGAAUAUGUUUUCACCCAGGUAACCAAGUCAGGACGAGCCAGCUACUUUGUCUCCUACAUGAGGGAAUCCUUCAAGCGGAUGAAAUUACCUAAAUAUUGUCUCCCAAAGGACAUGCAUAUUAUCAGUACAGAUGAGAAGCAAGUAUUUGCUGCAGUCCAGGAGUGGAAUCAAAACAACACCUACAGCCUGUAUAUCUCCGACUCCCCCGGGGUCUACUUCAUCCUUUCAUUAGAGAAUCUGAGAACCAGCAGAGGCCCUGCCGGUAACCUGCUGGUUGACUUUUAUAAGGUCGAGGGGAUAAAUGGCAUGUAUCUCGCCAACAAACUGGUAGAUAAUCAUGUCAAGACUUUCAUCACAUACAACAAGGGACAAACAUGGGCCCUGCUGCCAGCUCCUGCCACGGAUGUGGCUGGAAAUAACCUCCACUGCGUUCUGCCGUUCUGCUCGCUGCAUCUUCAUCUGGAGAUGUCGGAGAAUCCCUACACGUCUGGGCCCAUCACCAGCAAGAAGUCUGUGCCGGGGAUCAUCGUGGCUACAGGGAAUAUUGGAACAGAGCUGUCUUCCAGCAACCUUGGGAUGUUUAUAACAUCUGACGCAGGAAAUAGCUGGAGACAAAUAUUCGACGAAGAGCACAACAUUUGGUUUCUUGACAAUGGAGGGGCUUUACUGGCAGUUCUACACGCAGCGACGCCAAUUCGACACUUAUGGAUCAGUCUGGAUGAAGGAAAGAAGUGGGACCGGCACAGUUUCUCUUUGGCACCUCUGUAUGUGGAUGGAGUUUUAAUGGAACCAGAAUCUGACAAUCAUAUUAUCACCUUCUUUGGGCACUUCAGCCAUCGGUCAGAGUGGCAGCUGAUCAAGAUCGACUACAAGGGCCUGUUUACCAGGAGAUGCAUGGAUGGAGAUUAUCAGACAUGGUACCUUCACAACAAGGGAGAGCUGUGUGUGAUGGGCGAGAAGCAGAUCUAUAUGAAGCGCAGACCAGGCAACCGUUGCAUGCUUGCCCAGGACUAUUCCAGGAUCUAUUCCUCAGAGCACUGCCUCUGCACAGCCUAUGAUUUUGAAUGUGAUUACGGAUGGGAACGGCAGGCUGACGGGAAGUGCUCCCCUGCUUUUUGGUUUAAUCCAAAUGGUGCGACUAAAAGCUGCAGCACCAGCCAAACCUUCCUUAACAGCACAGGGUAUCGGAAGGUUUUGUCCAACAACUGCAGGGAGGGAGGAAGGACCUCGUACUCCCCGAGGAGGGAGGCGUGUCGCCCCAGAGCGCCCAGAGGCCUGAGGCUGUCCACAAGUCAGGGAGAGCUCAGUGCCACUGUCGGAAGCAACGUUACCUUCAUGGUCUACCUUGACGAAGGAGACUCGCAGAGGACCAGCAUCCAGUUAGACUUCGGGGACGGCAUCAAGAUCACAUACUCUAACCUGAGCAGGACUGAUGAUGGCAUCAAGCACAUCUACAGAACGACUGGGAUUUACAGAGUGACAGCCACGGCAGAAAACAGCCAAGGAUCCGACAGCAGCACACUGUUUUUACACAUCACCAGUCCAGUGGAGCGUGUAUAUCUCUCAGCUCCCAUUGUGACCAUCAAAGGGAAGGAGGCUAAUCUGACUGCGGUGGUUUGGCCGAGCCACACCAGAACUUUGACCUUCUUCUGGUGGUUUGACAACAGCUCUGAGCCCAUUAUAACCUUGGAAGGGAGCAUCUCGCACACGUUUCAGAGAGAGGGAAAAAACAAGGUCACGGUCCAGGUUGCUUCUGGGAGUGCCGUGAUGCAGGAUUCAAAAGUUAUAACAGUUAAAGAGUUCUUCAGGUCGCUGCUGUUGUCGUUUUCACCAACGCUUGAUGAACACAAUCCAGACAUCCCCGAAUGGAGAGAGGACGUAGGGCGCGUGGUGCGGACAGCUCUGUCGCAGGUGUCUGGGGUUCCUCAAGACCAGCUGCUGGUGUCUCUGUACCCGGGACUUCCAACUACAGCAGAGCUCUUCAUCCUGCCUGAUGAGCACACACCGAGUGAGCACAGGACAAGGAGUGAAGAGGCUCUAGAGACGAUAUCCGACAUAUUUGUCACUGCGCUGAACCAAGGCCUGAUCCAGUUUGAGCUGAAAGCUGAUAUUCGCAUCAUCGUGUACAUGACGCAGCAAACCCUGGCGCCACUUGUGGAUUCGAACUCAAUCCAUAGCGGGCCGGCCAUGCUGAUGCUGCUCAGCGUGGUGUUCGUGGGUUUAGCGGCCUUCUUCAUCUACAAGUUCAAGAGGAAAAUCCCCUGGAUCCACGUUCAGACUGAGGACAGCCAUGAGAAGGAACCGGAGGUGAUAAGUACGGUCGGACAGAACGACACCAUGUCCAAGGUCAAGCUCAGCGAGUUUCCCUCUCAGAAAGAACUCAUGGAGAAGGACCUGGAGGCGAGGAACAGAGGAGGAAUUGGAAGAAACGUGGAGAGAAUUGUUACGAGGGAAUUCCCAAACUGUACUAAUGUCUAGGGCUCGGUCGCCGAGUAAGUACAAGUUGUUGUGUUUCAAUUGUGCUACAAUAGCUUGUUGGCAUUGUUUUUUUUUUUCUUAUUUAUUUCACGCUGAUAGCUGCAAUGGUUCCAAGUCAUGUUUUUUAUUCGCGUGGAUAGAUUAAGUAUGUGGUGUACUAUACUUGAUAAGGAACAGUCCACUGAGCCAGACUCCAGGACCUCCAGUUUGAGGGCGGCGAGCUGCCGAAAUGAGCUGAUACCGAGCACAAAAUGUCCAAAUAGCAUCCAGACUCUCAAGCUCUUUACCACUGCCAACGAUCUGACAGUUCUCAUAUUUUUUUUGGAACAGUCGGAUCACGUUUUUACUCACUUUGAAACAUCUGGUUUGUCCUUCAUUAGGAUAAUACAGACAGCAAAACUAAAAUAAAAUACCCCCAAAAACCUUUGAGGAUGGUAUGUUAUAGGGACUGAUAGGGAACCCAAAAAUACUGAUAUCAUCCAAAUAGGAAAAGUACCAUUAACAGAGCAUGUAUAGGCUUUAUUGUAUGUGAUAGAUUCAAAAGUCUCACCAAAGGUUUGUCUCUCAUCAGCCUCUGAACGGUAAUUUUUUUCAUUUGGAUCAUCAGAAACAGACACUUGAUGAAUGAAAAACUGUAGCGUCAACAGUGAGUGUAGGCACUGGCAAUUGUUGCUGUUCAGUGGUUCAUGUGUCACUGUAGCGUCUGUAUAUUGAGAAGAUGCACUGCAGGCAAAUAACAACUUAUUCCGCAUUAGGUAAACUUAGCUAUAUAUAUGUAGGAGCUUAUAAAUAGUUGUAAGAUUGUGGUAUCGUGGCUUUCCAACUGUAAUUUUGGCCCGUGGCUAACGUGUCUUCAUACCAGCUCAUGCGAACUGACCUGGUGGGGAAACGCUCCCAGUUUUGCAAUGAUGAAAUAGAUGUGAAAGCAGCCUUAGUUAUAUUUGUAACCCUAGUUUCUCUGCUGUACUCCUAUAGUUGCUGUAGCCUCCUUUGUCUCUGACAAACAACCAAUUCCAGGCUAGACAUAAAAAGUAACAAUACCAGUGCAACAGCCCAGAAAUGUUGCCACAACACAUUUAAAUUUGUAUUGCGAGACACAGAGGAAAUUAACCUGGAACCGAAUAACUUGUGCGUGAACUAAUUUGGCAGCGCAACCAACAUUAAUUUAUUUGUAAAAGUCCUGCACUAUAGCGUCAAUGUCAUAAAAUGCUUUCUUUCUGUCUCGCAGUACUUGUUGAUAACAUUUUCCAGCUACUUCAAUAUUUUCCUCUAUCACACAAAUUGACCCAGGCUAUAAAAUCCGUCGAGUGUAACCCUUUUAUUUAGUUUGUUUAGUCAUUUUCAUGUCUCUUCCUUGUAACCCGUGUAGAUAUUACUGCAACAAACAAGUAUUGCUGUGACUCAAUUAGAAGUAUAAUUUAUUUAUUUGAACUUUUGUUAUUGAAGACUACUAUUGUAACAUUCUUAUGUCCACUUUAACUUGCUCCGGAUAAACUUUUACCGCCCUGAAACUUGAGGUCCUUGAGUCGUAAAUAUAAUGCGUAUGUAUAAAAAUGUGGAAAUCAGAAAGUUGUCUUUUUUUUUUUUUUUUUUUUCCUGUAAGAUAAUAUGGUGCUUUCAAUGACUUCUUCUCUCAUAACAUGAAAGUCUGGCCUUAGUAGAGGAAAUAACAUCGUGUACAUAGAAUAAGAUGGAAUUUCAAUCUAAGCACCGGCUUCAUCCUACUUUAUUGUAAACUCAGCAAGUUGAACCGGCAGCAUUGUGUUUCCAUGACUUUAAGUCCCACAAGCUAUAUGUCCUUUUUAUUUAUUUUUUUUUACAGUAGCAUGCCCUAACUAUCUGUGAUAAAAGACUAUAUUGGGGUGAGCAAGCACUGUAUAUAUACAUAUAUAAAUAUAUAUCAUGGUGAUUUUAAACUUUACUUGACACAUUAAAAUAAAUUAUUAAACACCUCGUCUAAUAGUCUAGUUGUGAAAUUGCCCAGACAUUGUGCAUGAUAUGAUCUCUGACAUUGUUGCUUUUUGCUCGAUUAUAUGAAAAUCGUCUCGUUUUCGACCACAUUUCUUACUGUGAACAAAUUGCCAUUUUGAAACUGUUCAAAAAUAAAUGUAUUUUUAUAUGGAA
Mugil cephalus (flathead mullet) is the source of this 6349-nucleotide messenger RNA. It is a transcript of the gene sorcs3b, whose product is annotated as sortilin related VPS10 domain containing receptor 3b. Gene Ontology annotation, molecular function: protein binding. Gene Ontology annotation, cellular component: membrane. The coding region runs from base 500 to 4225 and encodes 1241 amino acids. The transcript is spliced from 27 exons. The record is from RefSeq and is a predicted model, not a curated record. Lineage: Eukaryota; Metazoa; Chordata; Actinopteri; Mugiliformes; Mugilidae.